CAUUUUAUGCCACCUUUAUGUAUCUGAAUCACUGAAUUCAUACAACAUGUUAAAUUAUAGAAAAUGGCAUGGUAAGAAAAUACACAUAAACAGGUUUUAGUAUUAGAGGGAGACACCUAAUAAAAAGCAGUAGUCAACCAUGAACAAAGAGUAAAGGUUAGGUUAAAAUGAGGUGUUCCUGAGAUAUCACAGUCACAAUGUGAACCGUGUUUUGAGAGGCCGCAGUGAACCUUUGACCACAAAAAUAUAAUCAGUCCAUCUCUGAGUCCAGAUGAGUGUUUGUACCAAGUCUGAGGAAAUGCUCUGGAGGUCAUCUUUAGAUAUCGUGUUCACAAGAACGGGACUGACGGACUAACGCAUUAUUAAAUGAUCCAGGCGGAAGUAGCUUCUUUCUGACCUUAUUUUGUAAGUCAAGCCGGAAGUGUCGCCGUGUAGCCUGCUAGCCGUUAGCUUGACGGCGAGGCGGGAGCGGGAGUGGACUACAGUCAGUUGACAGCGGGGCAGGAGGGCAGGACUCACCGGGUCGGUUACCUGAACACUCUCGGUCGGCAGCUCGGUCCUCGUUGGUUCGCUAAGUCGCUGGAUUUCUUCGCUGGAAGACUUGUUCUGUAUGCGUCCGAGGGAAAGAGCGAGCCCGGGACCAUGCUGACAUUAUCCGGAGCCACUCUUCGCCUUUGUUUGUUGACUGUUUUCUGGUCAACUUGGUCGCCGGCUGACGUCCAAGCUUCUGAAGAGGAUGCUUUCACCAUCCAGCACCUCGGCACAGGGAAGUGCCUCGGCACAGGGGCCUCGGCAAACCUGAGCCUCAUCACCUGCAAUGCAGACAGCCGGUCCCAGAUGUGGAAGUGGGGUUCGGGUCACAGGCUCUUCCAUGUGGCCUCGUCCACCUGCUUGGCGUUGGAAGUACUCUCCAAAAGGUUGUCCCUGGUUGACUGUGGCGCCAACAUCCCGCUGAGUUGGCACUGUCUGGAUGGAGCAGUUUACACUGUUUAUCAGAUGGGCCUGGCGGUCAGCGAAAGCAAAGUUGCAACCAAACGGGACACUAAUGAUUCUUGGGUGAGAGGAGGGUCGCAGGACAGUAUCUGCGAGAAGCCUUACCGUGUCGUCCACACCAUCAACGGAAACUCUGCUGGUGAUCCCUGUGACUUUCCCUUCAAAUUCAAUGGCAGCUGGCAUCAUGGCUGCCUCCCCGACGCAGAUUCCCCUGGAUUGUCCUGGUGUGCCACCUCCUCCGACUAUGACCAGGACAGAAAAAAGGGAAAUUGUCUAACACGAGAGGAGGGCUGUCAGACUCUGUUUGCCGGGCCAGAGGGGGGAUUCUGUUACGAGUUUGUAUCCAGUGCCACUGUGACCUGGCAGGAAGCUUUAGAUUCGUGUCGCAGUCAGGGGGCUGAUCUGUUCAGCCUGACGGGGCCCAAUGAUCUCCACUCCAAAACCCUACUGGACGGCCUUGGCGGAAUGCCUGAGAGGAUGUGGAUCGGCCUUCACCAGUUAGACAUGUCUCAGGGCUGGCAGUGGUCAGAUGGCUCCCCUCUCUCCUUCCUGCAUUGGGAAGAAGGAAUGCCAUCCACCGUCGCAAUUAUGGAGUCAGAUUGUGGAGUCCUGAACUCCAAGCAGAACUUUGAAUCUGAGGCUUGCAACAAACAUCUGCCGUACAUCUGCAAGAAGAGCAUCAGUGCCUCUCCGACAGCAACAACAGAGUCUAUUGUAUAUAAUGAAACAGUGUGUGCUGUCGGCUGGGUGCCGUGGAACGGCUGGUGUUACAAGUUGGUUAAGGAUGAGCCUAAAAACUUUAAAGACGCCCAGCAGCACUGUGCCCAAACGGAGGGAGGAGGAGAGGGCUCUCUGGCCAGCCUCCACUCCAUUGACUGCAAAGAGAUGAUCAGCACUAAUUUCCAUGCAGAUGGCAAGUUCUUGGAUGUCUGGAUCGGUCUAGUCGGUAUCCUAAUGAACCAAACAACGGUCUUCAAGUGGAAUGACCAGGCACCUGUCACCUUCACCUUUUGGGGCCCAAAUGAACCAGUCCAGCCAACUCAGGACCCCAGCUGCGUGUUCUACUCUGGAGAGUCUCAUGGGUGGCGGGUCGGGAACUGCACAGAGAGGCUACCUUUUAUGUGUCAGACAAAAGGAGAAGUCAGGAAAUCAGUGUCACCGGCUGGAUGUCGCUUUGAAGACGGUUGGAGGCGACACGGCAACUCCUGUUAUCAAGUGAACACCAAAAAAGUCUCCUUCAAAGAUCGCUGUAACAUCACCAUAAGAAACAGAUUUGAGCAGACCUUUAUCAACCGUCUUCUUGGAGAGUACAUCAACAAGGAGACUCAAUAUUUUUGGAUAGGCCUGCAGGAAAUUAAGAACACUGGAGAAUACCAGUGGCUGAGCCAGGACGGGUCCCCACAUUUGUUAACAUACACCAACUGGGGCUGGUCGGAACCAGAUCAGCAUGGAGGUUGUGCUGUGAUUUCCACUGCUCAACCCCUGGGCAAGUGGGAAUUGAAGAACUGCACCAAUUUUACGGCCGGCACCAUUUGUAGAACUGACCUUAGUCCACCCCCAACCACCGAGCCAGAGUUGAACUCCAACGCCAGCUGUCCGAAUGGAUGGAUGUCCAGAGAAAACAUGAAGUACUGCUACAAGGUGUUCCAUGAGGAGCGGCUGAGCAGAAAACGCUCCUGGGAGGAAGCCGAGAGGUUCUGUCAGGCUUUGGGAGCCAACCUUCCCAGUUUCUCAAAUAUUGCAGAUAUGAAGGACCUGCACAGCAUCAUGAGAGACACCAUCAGUGAUAAUCGGUUCUUCUGGGUCGGCCUGAACAGGAGAAACCCAUCCGAUCGAUCCUGGGUCUGGAGCGAUGGCCAACCUGUAUCUUUGAAGGUUGUAAACGAUGAUUUCCACGAGGAUGAUUCAUACAGACGGGACUGCACUGCAUUCAAGACAACAAAGAGCAGCUUGAAACACAUUCUUGUGUUUCUGCCCCCUCCUCUACCUUUCUAUGCCAUACCAUUUCACUGUGAUGCCAGGCUGGAGUGGGCCUGCCAAAUACCCCGAGGAAAGACGCCAAAGAACCCAGACUGGUACAAUCCCGUUGGGCACCAUGAGACCUCUAUCUUCGUAGAUGGAGCAGAGUUUUGGUUCGUUCAGGAGCCUAAGCUAGCCUUUGAGGAGGCGAAGCUCUUCUGCAACAGUAAUGGCAGCAAAGUGGCUGCACCAAGUAGUUCCACAGCCAUCAUAAAGAUACACCAGUACCUGAAAAAUGUAAGUAACUGGAGUCUGUAAGUGGCCAUGUUCACCCAGAUGUUCUUUUACCAUUCAGUUUUCCUGGGCAGAUGUAUCUCCAUCAGUCCUGAAAACCUCUUUCCCAACCACGAACUGAGUUGCCAACAGCCGUUGUCCUUUGUGUGUGAGAGACACAACAUCACAUCAGUGGAGAUAAAACCUCUGGAGCCUCAGCCUGCAGGACAGCCCUGUGGAAAUGACUCUCAAUCCUUCAGAAAUAAGUGCUACACACUGAUGAGCAGCACGAAGCCUUUGUCAUUCAAAUAUGCCAAUGAGCAAUGUCAGUCAGCGAGAGGAACCCUGGUCACAAUAUCAGAUCAGGUGGAGCAAGAUUUCAUCACCACACUUUUGCCGGGCAUGAGAAAUAUGGAAAGGAUCUGGAUUGGUCUGAAAAUCAAACAUAACGACCCUGAAUGGUUGGAUGAGUCGCCAGUCAACUACCUCAACUUUAACCCCCUGCUCCUGGGCAUGCACAAAGCCAUACAGAUCAGUAGAUGGGAUCCAGAGAGUAUUGAUUUGUGUGUGUAUUUGAUCAAUAACCCCAACUCUGCCAUGCUGGGUACCUGGGAUUAUUCUUCCUGUACACAGUUUCAGAACGUGGCUGUUUGCCAACACUAUGCAGAUAAAAUCGAGGAGCCCCACAUCAACACAAAGCCCUUCACCAUCGGCAACCACACCAUCCAGCUGCUUGCCAAUAAUCUCACCUGGUUUGAGGCCUUAGAGCAGUGCAGAAGAAAUAACAUGGAUCUGGCAAGUGUGGCCGACACCUUCUUCCAGUCCACUCUCACUGUGCACGUGAGCCGAGCACGCACGCCCAUGUGGAUCGGCCUUUUCAGCGAAGAUGAUGGGAUCCACUACCGCUGGACCGACCACAGCCACACCGUGUUCAAUCGCUGGUCGUCUGAUGUCACCAGUGGCUCUUGUGUCUACCUGGACACCGAUGGCUUCUGGAAAGCCACAGAGUGUGAGGAGGAGCUGGGGGGCGCUAUCUGCCACAAACCGCACAAGGAGACCAUCACCACUCCAGAGGAUGUUGCAGUGAAGUGCCCCCAUAAGAUUCACGGUCCAAACUGGGUCCCCUUCAAGAACAAUUGCUACUCCUUCCAGCUGGCUGCCUCCCGAUGGGAACAGUACGACCAGGGAUUGAUUCACGACACCUGCAAAAACCUUUAUCCAAAUGCAGAGAUCCUAACUAUACGAAAUGCAGAGGAGAAUGAGUUUAUCAAGCAGCAGCUCCUACCGUUUCAAACCCUGGCCCAGUUUGUUUGGCUGGGCAUGUUUAAAGACAACAAAGAUAACCAGGUGAAGUGGUAUGACGGCACAAAUGUCCAAUACUCCAACUGGGCGAAUGGCAGACCAGACGUAGACAGACCGUUCUUGGCCGGAAUCACCAUUGGGGGAAACUGGCUCCUUGUCUCAAAUCAAGGCCUUUUCUCAGAGUUCAAACAAAGGGCAGUAGUGACCUGCAAACUGGACAAUGAACCAAAACAAGAUUACAACACAACAGCCUUGGAUCUUCUGCAUUACGGUAACCUGAUUUACAGUGUUGUGACCCGGAAGUUAAAUUGGUACCAGGCCCUGGAAGAGUGUGGUGAGCGAGGAGGCCACCUGGCAAGUGUCCAUGACAUCCAGCACAAUGAACAUGUGAAGCUCAUCGCCAAGACAGACGGCUUCCCGCUCUGGAUUGGCCUAUCGGACCAGGAAGUGGACGGCUCAGCCUAUGAGUGGUCUGAUGGAACCAGGUUUGACUACAAAGACAACCUUUCUGACUCAAAGGAGAGAUUUAUCUCCAACAAACAAGAGGCCGUCUGUGUUGUUGUAACGCCUGCUGGAGCCUGGGUGAAGACCAGCUGCAAUGCGAUGGUAGAUGGAGCCAUCUGUUACACCACCCCCGUCACCACGUCCUCCCAGAGAGCCAGACUGCGCACUAGCCCGGAGGCCAAUCACUGCCCUCAGAGCAACGAUACAUCCAAAGGCAUGUCCAUGUGGGUGCAGCAUCAGGAUCACUGUUACGCCUUCGACAUGAGCUUCUACAACUACAGCGUCUACAGCAUGGAGCAGGCCAGCAAGAUUUGUCAGAGGAUGGAUGCCAAACUGCUGACCAUAAAAACCAAAGAAGAGAACGACUUUGUGUCAAAGUACAUCACUGAUAACCCCCUCAUCACCGGCCGUGUAUGGCUUGGCAUGGACAUGGAUACUCAAGGUAAGCCUGCAUCCUGGCAGGACGGCUCCACUCUGGCUUAUUCUAACUGGAAGUCUGGGGCCUUGGGUACUGGGAAGAAAUCGUCCCCCCACUGUGCCGUCAUGAUGGCAGGGGAUGAAGGAAUCUGGAAUUUUGUCAGCUGCCAGGCGAGCUACAGUCGUGUUGUCUGCAAAACCGAAGCCAAGUCUGGAGGCACUCCUGUGGCACUGGUUCUCUUCAUCAUCAUCCUCCUCGCUCUCAUCGCAGUCAUCGGCUUCAUCGUCUACAAGAAGAAAAGAGCUCACUUCUCCUCCACGGUCCGCUACGAGAGGACGCUGGACGAGUUCGACACCAACAGUAUUAUAACAGACGCUGACUGAGCUGACGUCUUCAGACUCAGGGAGUACGGAUAAGCCUGUCGUGUAUUUUAGUACUUUUAAGAAAGAUCAAGUUCAGCCCCCCCCCCUUUUUUAAAUUAUUUAUUUUUUCCCGCUUGAGCUCUUGCGCUUCCUAGAUUUCUGUUUGAAGCUGUAUAUAUAAAAUUGUUUGUGAAUAUCAGUUUUCUUCAUUUGGGAUAUUUUAGAUGCUGAUGUAAAUACUCCAGCUGAUUCUCGGUGGUGAGUGAUGAUCGAUGACGUUCAUGAGAUGUUUUCAAUACGUUUAGGGUGUUUUGGUUUUAGACUGUAGAAAAGAUUUUGAGUUGACUUACACAUACACUGUAUAUGCAACAAACAGACUAAACAUGUCUAACCCUCCCAUUCUGCCUUAAAAGGGUUAAAUUGCACUGAAGUACGAGAGACCCCAAACUGAGCAGUUAUUUAUUUGUAGUAUAAAAAAACAUUUAUUAUACAAUCCACUCCAAAUUUAUUAUUCAUCGUCAGAUCGGUCAACACAUACGUAGACUUUAAAAUGGACAGUUCACCUCAAAGUACAUUUUUUCUACUUUAAAUGUUUUAUAUAUAUAUCCAGAUAUUUUCACCUUUAAAUAAUCGCACAGUGCUGCCCAGACCUCACCUCACUGUCGACGGUGUGAGGAGUAGUUUUCUUCCAAAGUACGGCCCCAAAAGAAACUCAGGUUUGGGAAUUUUGUUUCAACGUUUAAUUGUAUCUGGUGAGAAAGUAUCUUAAUUGCAUGACAGAGUAUUAAGGCCAUAUGAAAAAGAAAAUUGGAGAUUUUCGAGAAUAAUCACGUAAUUUAUUGAGAAAACUAAACAGUUGGAUCACAAGAAUAAAGGCAUCUUCUAAGAAAUAAGCAACGAGGAGAACCUGUGCUCGCCAGUGUUCCGGUUCGUCUGAAUCCAAAAUCUUGAACCAAUCUUAUUGUUUCUGGAGAAACUACAAAACCUCUUUGAAUAUCACACAGACGUAACAUUAACCGACAUUAAGUCGACCACUACCAAACAUUUCCUCCUCCACAAAAGAGCCAAACAUUCUCAAAGUCCGUGGUUCUUCAGAAUAGACCUGAUGUCUUUCAUUGUGUUAUCAAAUUGUGAUACAUUUGAUAAAGUGGUGCUGAGGAGCUGAAAGAUGAAGGAUCUUGUCAUUUGUGAAACCUAAAGUAAAACUCACUUUCUCACAACAUAUAUUCUAGUAAAUUUACCAUUUUCUCUUAAUUAUGACUUAAUUCUUGAAAUCUCAGAUUUGUCUUUCACCUGAAGUGAACCUGACACUCAUCAUAGUCCUGAGAUACUGCACUGUGGUCAGUUUCAGUAGAACUGUCUGUGCCUUUAAAAUGAGCAGAAACACGUCUCACUGAUUGUGCCUUUUUAACGUCAUAACUGCAGAAGAUAUUGGUGUUUCUUAACCACUGGAUUAUUUGAAUUCACCUGUUUCAUUAAUAACUAAAAUUAUGUUUUCGUUGUUCUGAUUCUAGUCUUGCUGAACAUGUCACAGAAUCUUAGCCUGAAAAUGAACCGGAGGGUUUGUAUGAUUUGUUUUGUAUUUUCUCUCAGAUCUGACUUUACUAUGCACUCAACUACUGAGCAAGAUCGCACUUUAAUUUGUCGUGGAGCUUCAGUUCCCACUAUGUUUAAGCACAAUGAGGUUUCGAGUUUUGAUUUCUCUUGGAAUUGCACUGGUUGUUUUUCUGUAAAAGCUUUGUAAUGAUGUGAUGCUUGUUUUGUAACAAGGACGAACCAAAGAUGCUCUGACUGGUUUGAAUGUCAAGAGCCUGAGUUUUUCUCUGUUAUUGGAAAAGCCUCAAACGGCUCGUACAUACAAGGUGUGAACCAAAUGUUAAAGGUGGGUGUGUUGUUUUUUUUUAUCUAUCGGCUAAAAUCAGGUACAACGUCCUUCUAAUAAAAUGACCUGUCUUCAA
Messenger RNA from Paralichthys olivaceus (Japanese flounder), 7769 nucleotides. The record is from RefSeq and is a predicted model, not a curated record. Lineage: Eukaryota; Metazoa; Chordata; Actinopteri; Pleuronectiformes; Paralichthyidae.